AACGGGUCUUCUUGCGGCUCCUUCUGCGCAUGGGCAGAACUUCGCAGGCCCUUCUAGGUUCUCCCGCUUACGGUGAGAGACGGUGCGGAACCUCCACGAUCCUGCAGAUUCCGAGCUGUCUUUCACAUGAUGAAUCUGACAUUUAAAGGUGUGCGGAUGAGUUCUUUAUAGGAUAGCAGUACAAGAAGAGUUUAUUUUUCUUCCUAAAAGCUAUACUUUCAGAGAUUUCAACAUUUUUCCAAGAAAGACCAGCAAAUUAUGAAGAAAUCCUAUCACCAGGAAUCCACACCAAGAAUGUGGGAUUUCAUCUUCCAAGACUGUUGCUGAGCCAGUUCGUGGGUUGAAUUGUGUCUCCCGAAAAUUCAUGUGUUGGAGCCUUAACCCCCGAUACCUUAGAAUGUGACCUUAUUUGGAGGUAGGAUCUUUACCAAGAAGGAACCACCUUGCCAACACCAUAGUCUUGGAGUCUAGCCUCCGCACUGCGACCGUAACUUUCUGUUAGGACAGCCGCCCAGUUUGCGUUCUUUGCUGUGGCGGCUCUGGCCCACAAGGGCCUCCUGCGAGGCUGAGGUGGAGCAAGGCUAAGUCAAAGCCACACGGGUCUCUCCUACCAGGUUUCAGCUGCCUUCUGUAUCCGUCCUUCGAUCUGGAAGUCUGACGUCUGAAAUGACUCUGACGGGGCUAAGGUCAAGGCAGUGGCAGGACAGGGAUCCUUAUCAUUUGAGGAUGUGACUGUGGGCUUCUCCCAGGAAGAGUGGCAGCACCUGGACCCUGCCCAGAGGACCCUGUACAGGGACGUGAUGCUGGAGAACUACAGCCACCUUGUCGCAGUGGGGUGCUGCGUCCCUAAACCAGACGUGAUCUUCAGGCUGGAACAAGGACAGCAGCCAUGGCUCGUAGAGGAAGAGUCCCUAGACCAGAGCUGCCCAGAACUUUUUGCUCUGAAGUGUGCUUUGAUAUUCAUACACCUACUCCACAAAUCCUAGAAGUCUGCAAAGUUGAUAACCAACUAGAACAGAAUCAAGAAAUCCAGCACAGACAUUUCUGGCAGGCUCCAUUUAUCAACAACAAAACACUGACUGUACACAGAGGUAAUGUAUUAGGAAACAUUUUUAAUUUCAGCACAGACAGCAUUCCUUCCAUAAAAAUACCCUGUAAAUGUGACUCAUGUGGUAUGAAUUUGAAAUGUAUUUCAGAAUUAAUUAUUAAUAAGAAAAACUAUUUAAGUAAGAAGCCUGAUGACCUCAAUCCAUGUGGGAAAUUGUUCCUUCAUAGUAACCCUGAAAAAACCCAAAUGGGGGAGAAACCUUGUGAAUUCAUUCAAAAUCAAAAAUAUGUAAGUCGUAAUGAAGAUUUCAUUCCAUAUCAGAAAAUUAAAAAUGUACAACAAUGCUUAAUUCAAAGGAAUAAGGAAUAUGAGGAAUACGGGAAAGAGUUCCAUGAGAAGGCACUUGUCCCAUAUAACCAAGCUUGUAUAGGAGAGAGUCCUUGUGAACAUAAUGAAUCUGAUAAAACGUUCUGUAAUAAUGCAACCCUCGUGGCCCGUAAGAUAGCACAAAGAAUGGAAAAUCUUCAUGAGUUUAAUGAAUACGGUAAAACAUUUGAGAAGUCCUCCCUCUUGAAACCUAGAGUUCAUUUAAAGGUGAAGGGUUAUGAGUACAUUGAUAGAGUGGUUAGUUUCAAUAGGAGAUCAGACUUCCCUGACACAGGAGAUAGAGUAUUUGAAUAUAACAACUUGGGAGAACCUUUCUGGGAGAAGUCCGUUCUUAAUACAACUCCGAGAACACACGUAGGAGUCAAAGUCCAUGAAUGUAACGAAUGUGGAAAAGCAUUCUGCAAAAAGUCAAAACUCCCCAAACACCAGAAAAUACAUCCAAGAGAGAAACCAUACGAAUGUAAGGAAUGUGGGAAAUGCUUCUCUCGGAAAUCCCUCCUCACUUUACAUCAGAGAAUCCACACAGGAGAGAAACCCUACGAAUGUAAGGCCUGUGGGAAAUGCUUCUCUAGGAGUUCACACCUCAUAAUUCAUCAGAGGACUCACACAGGAGAGAAGCCCUAUGAAUGUAAGGAAUGUGGGAAGUGUUUCUACCAUAAGUCCUAUCUCACGGUACACCAGAGGAUUCACACAGGGGAGAAGCCCUAUGAAUGUAACCGAUGUGGAAAAACCUUCAUAAGCAACUCAGUCCUCACAAUACAUCAGAAAACACACACAGGCGAGAAACCCUAUGAGUGUAAUCAGUGUGGGAAAUUCUUCUCCAGAAACUCGUACCUUACAGUACAUCUGAGAACUCACACAGGGGAGAAGCCCUACGAAUGUGAGCUCUGUGGGAAAACCUUCUGUCACAAGUCAGAUGUCACAAAACAUGAGAAAACUCACAUAGGGGGAAAACCCUAUGGAUGUAAUCAGUGCGGGAAAACCUUUAGUCGUAACUCGGGCCUAAAAGUUCAUCAGAGAACUCACACAAAGGAGAAACCCUAUGAAUGUAACGAGUGUGGGAAAUCCUUUUCUGAGAAAUCAGUUCUCACAGUACAUCAGAGGAUACACACAGGCGAGAAACCUUACAAGUGUAAUGAAUGUGGGAAAACCUUCUACAAUAAAUCGGACCUCACUAAACACCACAGAACUCACACAGGUGAGAAACCCUAUGAAUGUAAGGAAUGUGGGAAAUUCUUCUCUAGGAAUUCAUACCUUACAGUACACCAGAGAAGUCAUACAGGGGAGAAACCCUAUGUGUGCAAGAAAUGUGGGAAAACUUUCUACCUUAAGUCAGACUAUACAGUACAUAAGAGAACACACAGAGGGGAGAAAUCCUAUCACUGUAAUCAGUGUGGGAAGACUUUCACUUGCGGUUCAGUCCUCAGAUCACAUCAGAGAACUCACACAGGUGAGAAGCCCUAUGAAUGUAACGAGUGUGGGAAAUCAUUUUCGGAGAAAUCCGUUCUCACCGUACAUCAGAGGAUACACACAGGGGAGAAACCUUAUAAGUGUAACGAAUGUGGGAAGUCCUUCUAUCAUAAGUCAGAUCUCACUAAGCAUCAGAGAACACACACAGGAGAGAAACCCUAUGAGUGUAAGCAUUGUGGGAAAACCUUCAGUUGCAACUCAGGCCUCAAAGUACAUCAGAGAAGACACGUAAGAGAGAAACCCUAUGAAUGUAUUGAGUGCGAGGUAACUGCCAAGAAAUCAGUUAUCACAGCACAUCCAAGGUUACACACAGGGGAAGAAAAGUAGUAAAUAUAGCGGUGAGAGGAAUCUUUCUCUCGUGAGUCAUACCUCAAAAUACCAUGGAAAAUUUACAAAAGACAUGACUCAAAGAAUGUAAAGAAUGGCAAAUCUCUUACCAGAAGUCAUCUUCCAGAGCAAACGAGAAUACUCAUAGGGGAAAACACUCUGAAUUUGAUGAAUGUUUGAAAAUCUGAUGUAAAUAAGACAACUAAAAAUGACUGCAUGUGGAAGAAAGCCUACUAAUACGUGUAGGGAGUAUGGGGGAUUAUUUUAUUAUGAAUUAGAGCUUAUUAAACCAAGAAUUUACAUAGGAGGUAAUCCUGUCAAUCAGAGAUAUGAAAAUGUUCUUCCAGAAUUUGGCCAUUAGUAAUCAGACCACAUUUGGGAAAAACUGUCAGCAUCUUACAUUUUUUUUGAGACCUUCGUCCACAAGUUGUACUCAUUUGUAGGUCGGAGGAGUAAUAGGGGGGAUACCCAAAGAAUGCAGCAAACGUAGUUGAGCAACUUUAUCAGAAAUGCCCUUUGUUGAGCAACACAAUUGAUACUGAGAGGAAGUCCUAAACGUGUUUUGAAUGUACAGGCUUUAACAAAAUCCAGACUUUAUUAUAUCUGAAGAUUGUAUUGAAGGAAGUAUGUCUUUAGGAAAUAUGGACAGGAAUUUUCCUUUAGAUCUCUUAUCCCUAAAGUUAUGCUUUUCUCUGAUCUCAAAAUUCUUUAAUAGAAAUAAAGCUGAUGGUAGACAUUUAUAAAAAUACUAACCAUGCAACGUGAAGCUUUUGGAAAAGAACAAAUAAACAGAAUAAUCUUCUCAGUCUCUGAUUUCACUUUUGGAGAAACACGUGUCACCCCGUGACAUUCCCUAUCAUGAGCCAUCGUAUGUUUUUGAUUAGUCCGCCCCCCAACUAUGCUGUUACCUCUGCAAAUAAUGUGUGAUGGUCUGGUUCCUCCUGGGAUCUACUAUAGGGGUUCCCACCGUGGACUAGCCCAGCCCAGAAUGUACACCUCCACCAGCCAGGGGCAGUCUGAAGGAUGUGUCUGUUUCCUCUUCGUAGGUUCUGGAACCAGAAAUAACAUUGAGUGUAUACUCUGUAGUACUCUAGUGCAUAUGACCUUUGUGCCCCAGUUCAAAUUUACAGGAAGAGCAUCUUAGCUUUGUUGCUUGAAUUCAAGCCUGUUGACCCAAUGAUAGCCUGGCUUUCCAGGGGGGAGAAACUUGACAUAUUUCCUAUGUGUGUCAAAUUAUGAGCAAUAGCAUAACCAUUGUGUGCCUGUGUGCCUGCUGCAGGUUGGAAGUAAUGUACUAUGAGAAUAGUUGAAUUAUCUGUAUACCGUCCUCAAAACUAUCCCAUACCCUAUAACUUUUUCCACCUUCAGCACUUUUCUCGAUUUACUUAAUAUUGAUCCAUGUCUCAUUACUUAUACAAUAAUAUUUUAAUGUAUGUUUGUGUGUGUGUGUGUGAUUGAUUUGCUAGGGUAUCGGUGGGAACACGUGUUUUGUAACUUGUUUUUGUCUUCAGAUGUAUGGUUUUGAUAUUUAUACAUAUGCUUUAGUUGAUUUGUUUUAAUAAAGCAUAAUAUAUGAUUAUGUAACUGUAACAAUAA
Neofelis nebulosa (Clouded leopard) is the source of this 4828-nucleotide messenger RNA. Its product is annotated as zinc finger protein 883-like. The record is from RefSeq and is a predicted model, not a curated record. Gene Ontology annotation, biological process: regulation of DNA-templated transcription. Bases 890 to 3232 code for a protein of 780 amino acids. Lineage: Eukaryota; Metazoa; Chordata; Mammalia; Carnivora; Felidae. The transcript has 10 exons.